UAGAUAGAAAAAUGCAAAAUCAAACAUACAGUGAUUCAUUAUCUGAUACAGAAAACUCUACAACAAAUGAUGAAGAUGAUGCAUCAGAUGACGAUGAAAUUGAUAAUAAACAAAGUUCCACUUUGAAACCAGCAGAUUUAAAGCCUCAAGAGGUAUUCGUGGCACCAAAAGAUUCCCCAACAAAAAAAAAAGUUUUGAGUAAAAGUGCAAUGCUUACUGGACGAGGUGUAACUACACAAAUGUUAAUUGAAGAAAAUAUUCUUGAGGCUGGGGAAAACAAUUUAACCAUUAAUUAUUUGGGAAAUAAGUUUGUAGGAGACUUAAAAGAAGAUGGUACAAUUAAUUGCAAAAAUGCAAAUCGAAUAUUUAGUUCUCCUUCUGCUUGGGCCAUGCACUGCAAAAAGCAGGUCAACCCUGAUAAAAAGUCUGGAUGUGGCUGGGCUUCGGUAAAAUAUAAAGGAAGAAAACUUGAUGAAUUCAAGUCCACAUGGUUUCGCAAGCAAAAGAUUGAGCAAGCUGUAGCUGCUUCAACUAUUGAUGCUGGUAAUUCUACUCCAUAUGCACACCAGCGAGCAGAAAUUGAUGAAUUUUUAGCUGAUCCCACACCAUCUGAAAAAAAUAAACUAAAGAAGUAUUCUGCUUCAUCCCUUGAUGAUCCAAUAAAGUCUAGUUAUGUUCCACCAACUACAAAUUAUUUGACUUUUAGCGAGGCUUUAAAAGUUGUUCACGCUGGUCAAGCUAACUCCUUGAAAGUUGCUAAUGCUGGCCUAGUCAAAGUCUCUAAAUUUCCUGACAAACCAACUUACCAAAUAAAAUCUAACAAUAUACCCUCUAUACAGUUAACUGGUCAGAAAGGUAUUCGUAAGCGAUUAGCAAGAACUAAAGUAUCAGUAAAACAUUCUUCUCUUACCUCAAUCAGCGAUACAACAACACUUGUUGAGUGUGCCCAAUUUCAAAGCAUUGGUAAGAUUCAGCCAUUUUCUGUUUCAAUUUGUACAAGUGCACUUCUUUUGAUGGAUUUUCAUUGCCAUUUGUCGCUUAGUGAAGUCAGUGGAUAUAUUGCUGGCGAGUGGAAUAUUUCACGACAACACGUUCGUGUUACUGAUAUUUAUCCUUGUUACUAUUCGUCAUUAUCGAAUUCAGAUGAAAUUGAAAAAGUAGAGUCAAAGAUUCGAGAUACAAUAAAGUUAAAAGGAUUAGUUUUAUUAGGAUGGUAUCACAGUCAUCCUUUUUUCCAACCUGAUCCUUCUAUUUGUGAUAUCAAUAGUCAACUGGAAUACCAGAAAAUUCUAAAAGAUGGCCAUUAUGAACCUUGCUUUGGUAUCAUUAUUUCUCCGUUUGAAUCAUACAAAAAAGAAUCUCAAUUUAAUGCUUUUUGGGUUCGUGAGCCCUCUGAAAAUAGUUCAAAUCAAUAUGGGUUACCACUCUCUGUGUGUUUUACAACACAUCAAGAUAAAACACUUACCCAAAAUAUCAUUAAUGAAAUGGUUGCUUUAGUUAACUAUUAUCAGAAUUCGGACGAGUCAGUAAAGCUGACUGAAAUUUGGUCGGCUGACGUAACAUACUUAGAAAAGCUAAAGCACUCUAUUAUACGUAAAUUUCCUCAAGAUCAAACAGAUGGGCGAUUUUUAGAUUUUGUUCAUAAAAUGACCGUUGCAGCGUUUAGUUAGUAUUAUUAAUAUUGCAAUCUGCUGACUUUAUUUAUAACAUCUUCAUAUCGACGCAGCCAUUUAUGUUAUGUUACGUAUGUAAAAAUAUAUGAUUGUAUGUAUUUGUUGUAUACUAUACUCAAGAAAUUAAUGUUAAUACUCA
Messenger RNA from Hydra vulgaris (swiftwater hydra), 1812 nucleotides. RefSeq names its product MPN domain-containing protein. The record is from RefSeq and is a predicted model, not a curated record. Gene Ontology annotation, molecular function: metallopeptidase activity; protein binding. NCBI's taxonomy places the organism in Eukaryota, Metazoa, Cnidaria, Hydrozoa, Anthoathecata, Hydridae.